AUGGCAGGUAAUAGUAGCUCCGAGGGGUUGGGAGAUGAUUUCUUCGAACAGAUCUUAGCCGUACCGGAAGCUCCUGUGGGAUAUGGCAGAACCGUGGCCACUGACGUUGGAAUGUUGCAAUUGGGAUCUACAACUCCAACUUCUCUCAGAGGUGCUGGAAUAAUGCCUCUGGGCUUGAAUUUGGAGCAAUCUGCCUUUCUAAGACACCAUGAUUCCCGAAACCUAGUUGACGACGUUGUUAAUGUUGAUCCCACCGUUCACAAUAAUAACCACCACCACCACCAACAUCAACAUCAUCAUCAUCAUCAUCAUCAUCAACACCUCACUCUCCAUAAUAACAACAACUCAUCACCCUCUUCUACUGCACCCAUCACCGAUCGCGAUUCGAUGCAUAUGAGAGGUUUGUUUUCAGCGUUUGGGCAGUUGCAUAGUCCUACUCUUGUUCCCUCUGUCCGUCCCUCGCUGCCAUCGCCUCCACCACCUCCUCAGCCCCAACUCCACCUCCACCACCAUAACCAACAGGCGUUUCAGGGCCAGGGAGGUGGGGGUCCAGCGUCAAUGAGUGGUACCCCACAAGCACCUGGCAUUCGCCCUCGUGUGAGAGCAAGAAGAGGGCAAGCCACAGAUCCACAUAAUUCGUUUGUUUUAUCCGUCUAUAUAACAAUUGAUGUUUUUAUUCAUUUGUAUUGGAUGUAG
Molecule: messenger RNA, 696 nt
Organism: Sphenostylis stenocarpa
Lineage: Eukaryota; Viridiplantae; Streptophyta; Magnoliopsida; Fabales; Fabaceae
Source: the annotation of a GenBank genome assembly